Molecule: messenger RNA, 2807 nt
Organism: Andrographis paniculata
Lineage: Eukaryota; Viridiplantae; Streptophyta; Magnoliopsida; Lamiales; Acanthaceae
Product: acetyl-coenzyme A synthetase, chloroplastic/glyoxysomal
Exons: 18
Coding region: 96-2636 (846 amino acids)
Molecular function (GO): AMP binding; acetyl-CoA synthetase activity
Source: RefSeq, a predicted model, not a curated record
GGAGAUGCAGACAGUGUGGAUUAGUUAUUAUCGGCACCCUCCCCAUCCUCCUGCCCCCAUCGCGGAUUAACCACCAUAGAGUCAUAGACCCCUGAAUGGCUGUCUCCACAUCCUCGUACUGUAGCUCCAGUUUUUGUCUGCGCGACUACGGUGGUUCUUUUUCUUCUUCUUCCCAAUUCGCUGCAGCUCCUCCCCCUUUUCGUAAAAAUAUAUACUACUGUUACAGAAGCGGUGGAAGAGGUGGACAGGUGCAUCCAGUUAGGAAGGAAUUUAUUACUAUCGCCACACCCCAUUUGGGCUGCUCCCACUCGUCCUCGAAUAUUAAAUAUGGAACUCAGAGCUUGCGUCGCUGUUCCACCGUACAUUCAUACCAUUUAAAGUCCAGGCUCCCGAGGAGGACGACUCACUACUUGGUCAACGAACGCUGUUCUUGGCUUCAUCUCCCAAUCUACCUUCAUCUUUUUCCUCUUUGUCGCCGAUUUCCUGGAUUUCCAAUCAUGACUGAUCCUUCCACCCACGGAUCUUCGGCUCUCUCGUCAAAGUCCUCUACUUUGACCACUUCUAAUUUCCUCCGCCAUGUCGAGUCUAUGGCUACGCUGCCUUCUGGUGCCGGAAAGAUUCCGAGAUUGAACGCCAUUGUCCUCGGAGAGGCACUUGCUUCUGAGGAGGAUGAUCUUGUAGUCCCAAGUCAAGAUUUUUCUGGAAACGCUCACAUCCCCUCCCCUGACAAAUAUCUGGAGAUGUACAAAAGGUCCAUUGCGGAUCCUGCGGGGUUCUGGUCCGACAUAGCGUCCCAGUUCUACUGGAAACAGAUAUGGGCUCAACCAGUUUACUCUGAGAAUCUCGACAUUCGAAAGGGGAGAAUAAACAUAGAGUGGUUCAAGAGUGGAAUUACCAAUAUCUGCUACAACUGUUUAGAUACCAACAUUGCAUCUGGAAAUGGCGAGAAGGUUGCCAUCUACUGGGAAGGGAACGAACCUGGCCGCGACGCCAGUUUAACAUACAAUCAACUCCUGCAGAGCGUUUGCCAGCUGGCAAAUUACUUGAAAGGAAUUGGCAUCCAAAAGGGAGAUGCUGUUUUAAUUUAUCUGCCCAUGCUCAUGGAACUGCCCAUCGCUAUGCUUGCUUGUGCUCGCAUUGGUGCUGUUCACUCGGUUGUUUUUGCUGGAUUUUCCUCUGAAUCCAUAGCGCAGAGGAUCAUGGAUUGCAAACCAAAGGUUGUAAUAACUUGCAAUGCUGUUCAAAGAGGGCCCAAGGUCAUCCAUUUAAAAGACAUAGUUGACACAGCACUGGCAGAAUCUUCCCAAAAUGGCGUGCUUGUAGAUGUGUGCUUGACCUAUGAAAAUGGAUCGGCUUUGAGUAAGGAAAGCACAAAGUGGGUUGAGGGAAGAGAUACUUGGUGGCAGGAUGUUGUUACUAAAUAUCCAACUACUUGUGAUGUGGAAUGGGUCGAUGCAGAGGAUCCGCUUUUCUUACUAUAUACAAGUGGAAGCACCGGAAAACCCAAGGGAGUCCUGCAUACAACUGGAGGAUAUAUGGUCUACACAGCCACAACAUUUAAAUAUGCCUUUGACUAUAAACCAUCAGACAUAUACUGGUGCACAGCAGACUGUGGUUGGAUUACUGGUCACAGCUAUGUUACUUAUGGGCCUUUGCUGAAUGGGGCAACUGUUGUCAUUUUCGAAGGGGCCCCUAAUUAUCCUCACCCAGGACGUUGCUGGGACAUAGUUGACAAAUACAAAGUGUCUAUAUUUUACACAGCCCCCACAUUGGUGCGAUCUUUGAUGCGUGAAGGAGACAAGCAUGUCACCCAAUACUCACGGAAAUCAUUGCGAGUUCUUGGCAGUGUUGGUGAACCUAUUAAUCCAAGUGCAUGGAGGUGGUUUUUUAAUGUGGUUGGGAACUCAAGAUGCCCCAUAUCUGACACCUGGUGGCAAACAGAAACAGGGGGUUUCAUGAUCACUCCCUUACCUGGUGCUUGGCCGCAGAAGCCAGGUUCUGCGACCUUUCCUUUCUUUGGGGCUCAGCCUGUUAUAGUGGAUGAGAAGGGUGUUGAAAUCGAAGGAGAGUGCAGUGGAUAUUUGUGUAUUAAGUGUUCUUGGCCAGGGGCAUUUCGAACACUUUAUGGAGAUCAUGAAAGAUAUGAAACUACAUACUUUAGUGCCUUCCCUGGCUACUACUUCAGCGGAGACGGUUGCAGCAGGGAUAAGGAUGGAUACUACUGGCUUACAGGCAGAGUUGAUGAUGUUAUCAAUGUCAGUGGACAUCGCAUUGGCACUGCUGAAGUGGAAUCUGCAUUAGUUUCACAUCCCCAGUGCACUGAAGCUGCUGUUGUUGGUGUAGAGCAUGAGGUUAAAGGACAGGGCAUAUAUGCAUUUGUUACUCUGGCGGAAGGUGUUUCUUACAGUGAGGAUCUUCGGAGAAGUCUUAUAAUGACUGUGAGAAAGCAGAUUGGAGCAUUUGCAGCACCAGAUGUCAUUCACUGGGCUCCUGGUCUACCAAAGACAAGAAGCGGAAAGAUAAUGAGACGAAUUUUGAGGAAAAUUGCUUCGAGACAAUUAGAUGAGCUUGGUGAUACAAGCACGCUGGCAGAUCCUGGUGUGGUUGAUCAACUUAUUAAGCAUGCUGACAGUUGAUGUUUGAAAUUUUAAGUUGCAAGAAAAUAAGGCUUGUACCACUGAAAAUACCAUUUCAUAUCCUUUUCACAAAUUUACUUUUGCAAUAAUCUUCGAAAGAUACAUUUUCUAUUGCACUCAUGUUGUCAUUGGCCCACCAUUAACUAGUUAAAUAUGCUGAGGUGUUGAAAA